Ipomoea nil (Japanese morning glory) is the source of this 2161-nucleotide messenger RNA. Its product is annotated as probable protein phosphatase 2C 38. NCBI's taxonomy places the organism in Eukaryota, Viridiplantae, Streptophyta, Magnoliopsida, Solanales, Convolvulaceae. Gene Ontology annotation, molecular function: cation binding; protein serine/threonine phosphatase activity. Bases 772 to 1917 code for a protein of 381 amino acids. The record is from RefSeq and is a predicted model, not a curated record. Gene Ontology annotation, biological process: protein dephosphorylation. The transcript has 4 exons.
CAAACAAACACACAAGCAAACAAGUUGUCUGGAGAAAACUAGUAGUUGGAUUAAAGUGUUUUAGUUUAUUGCGCAACCCCUCUUUUCUUGGCGAUCAAAAUCUGAGAUAUAUCCGACACCAAUGCACUGAUACAAAGAUAUUCUGAGCGAGAACUUCCAAAACCCAGUCUUGUUAUUUAUUUUCUUAUCCGAAAUGUUACCCCUUUUCUCUUGAUUGAUCCCUUCGGAUCAGGAACAAACUCUGCCAUCAUCCAAUCUUUUAUGGCUUUUUACAGCUAAUGUUGUUGCUGAAAGUUGAUACACUCAUCCAUGGAAGGUCCACAGCGAUUAAACCCAGGUUCAAGGUAUGCUAUCCCAGCCCCCCAGCACGCCUCCAUAUUCUCUGAACUAGCAUAAAAACUAUUGCUUUCUUGUCUUGGGAGGCCGGGGUUUUUGCUGCAGAUUUAAUUUUUGCCCAUACCCAUUUGGUCUUUUUGUAGCCCUCUUACACAUUAAUGGUGUCUAGCUCUUAUUGUUGUGGUGGUGGGUAUAUAGUAUUCAUAAUUGGUGUUGUGGGUUUGGAGCAUAAGCAAAAACUGGAGCUCAGAUUGGGGUUGAUGACUAUAUUGUUUCCUGGUUCUUUUGGAUAAUAGUAUUGUUUUGAGUGUUUAAGAAGACAUCAAAUUUUCUCACAUAUUUUUGGAUGAAUGGUAGCUAGGAGUGUAUAUAUACAUGUAAUUAGGUGCUAGGAAAUAGUUGUGAAUUGUGAUUAAGAAAAGAAAGAAGAGAAAAAUGGUGAAACCUUGCUGGUGGGGUUCUGUGGUGGGAGAUGGAGGUAGGAGAAGUGGGGAUUGUAGAGAUCCAAAUGGCAAGGUUGAUGGACUGAUGUGGUACAAGGAUUUGGGAACUCAUGUAAAUGGGGAAUUCUCGAUGGCGGUUAUACAAGCAAACGGUUUGUUGGAGGAUCAAAGCCAGCUCGAAUCAGGCCCGUUGAGUAACCUUGAUUCGGGUCCUCAUGGGACAUUUGUCGGCGUCUAUGAUGGACAUGGAGGGCCAGAGACAUCUCGGUUUAUCAACGAUUCUUUGUUCUCCAAUCUUAAGAAAUUUGCAUCGGAGCAACGAGAGAUCUCUGCUGGCAUCAUUAAAAAGGCUUUCCUGGCAACCGAGGAGGAGUUUUUGUCUGUUGUAAAGCAGCAGUGGCACUAUAAGCCACAAAUUGCGGCAGUGGGAUCGUGUUGUUUGGUAGGAGUAGUGUGUAAUGGACUCGUUUAUGUUGCCAAUGCUGGAGACUCUCGGGCGGUUUUGGGAAGAGCAGAUAAGGGUGUUAGAGGAGUCACGGCGAUACAAUUGUCGAUGGAACACAAUGCUAAUAUUGAAGCCGUGAGAGAUGAGCUUCGCUCAUUGCAUCCCCACGACUCGCAAAUUGUGGUUCGAAAGCACAAUGUUUGGCGUGUGAAGGGUCUUAUACAGGUCUCGAGGUCCAUUGGUGAUGCCUACCUUAAGAAGGCGGAAUUCAACCGAGCACCACUAUUGGCAAAAUUUAGGUUAUCUGAACCCUUCUCCAACCCGAUCCUUAGUCCCGAACCAUCCAUUUCUAUCCACAAACUCAGCUCCAACGACCAAUUCCUCAUAUUUGCUUCGGAUGGUCUGUGGGAGCACCUUAGCAACCAGGAAGCAGCUGACAUCGUUCACAGUUCCCCUCGUAAUGGAAUUGCUAGAAGACUUAUCAAAGCAGCACUUCACGUGGCAGCCAAGAAAAGAGAAAUGCGGUACUCGGACCUGAAGAAGAUCGAAAGAGGCGUGAGGAGGCAUUUCCACGACGACAUUACAGUUGUGGUGCUGUUUUUAGAUCCCGGUUCCACGAGUCGAAGCUCCUCGCAUAUUUCCACCCUUUCAAUUAGAGCGGGUGGAGGCAUACCUCCUUAUCCAACGCAGUAAUCUUCAGCAUAAAUGUUGUACUGUAUGAUGCAGUUUAUCUUACUGCAUAGACAACAAGAAAAAGUCUUUCUAUUCUUUGUAUCCUUUUCAGGUUAGAAGGAGAUAGUAGAAUCCAUUUCACAGUAAGUGGAAACUGAUCUUCUCUAGAUUCAAAGUCGAGAAUUAUUAUUAUUAUUAUCGGCAUGUAUAUAUGAAAUGUUCUGCAUUUCCUUUAAAUAAAAAGUGGAUGCUUCUAACUUGCAUA